GUUCGCUAAAGGCACCGCAACUUCUAGUUACAAGUCUGCGAACGAGUAUGCCGAACGCGUUCGCCGCUCCGGAAGAUCUCGAGGGAAGUCCCCUGAGGAGCGAUGAUAGCCGGAGCCGAUUACUCGGUGAAGAACCCGUCGCCACCACCGCCGACCAUAUGCGUUCGUUAUUACGCGGCCAUCGCAUAGGCAUCGGAGUCGUAUCACGCCGUUCGUCGUAACGUAAACAACUCGUAUGGACCCACGACUGUUUCUUCCCAGCUGGUAUACACUUGUCCGUAAACGCGGGAUAUAUCUUCUACAUCUCCGUCACGAAGGAUAGAAUCAACAAAAGAAAUCUUAUCGAGAAAGAAGAAAAAGCCUGAUUAGUAGUUAAAUAGCACAUUACUGUAACAAGUCAUUCAACAACGUUGGAUAAUAAUAGUAAUUUGUGAUAACUGUUCUGUUUAUCGUGUCACAUCUAUUAGUGACAAUUCGCCAGUUCCGAUGACGAUCUCUCGCGUGGACGAUCAAUUGGAAUUGAAGAUAAAAGAACGCAAGAGUAAGAGCGCUUCCAUGAGACACUGCGAGCAUUCUUCCGCUGAAGACGAUGGUAUCAAGCGAUUCCACGGCGACGGACUCGUCGUCAGGAUGCACUCGAAUCAUCGCAUGCUGGAGAUCAUGGGCGACGGUUGUCGGAUCAUCCUGUCGAAAAAUUCCGGCAGCGUGCACAUCGUUGGUGAUGGUUGCUGGUUGAACGUGAAUCACAACGUGGGCGAUAUCGAAUACACCGGUGACGGUGGUCGUGUCCUCCUUGGACCGGACUCUUCUAAAGAGAAGGUGAAGUUCGUGGGCGACGGUGGGAAAAUAAUUCUCGAUUCGAACAUGAGAUCGGAAGGAUCCUCGGGAGAACAAAAUAGGGAAACCGAUCACGUAGAAAAAAUUACGUAUUCGCAUAAAAAAAUUGUCAGGAAGAUACCAGAAUGUGAGAAGUGCGAAGAUGCUGAUAAGACAUCGAAUCGGGAAGAUAUGGACAACAUCGUGAACGAUACGAAAGAGAAGAGUCAAGGGAAGUACGGGAAGCGCAACGAGGAAACACGGAAAUCUACGCGGCAUCCGACCGUUACGAAGAUCGUCACGAAGAUUCAAAGCGAUGGGCAAUGCGUGAGAAAACGCUUCGAUGAUUCUUCGUUGAUCAUUAAUUUCCACGGUGAUGAACGUUUCGUGACGAAAAACCUGUCAAGAACUUCGAGCACGAAUGUCAAGAUCAUAUGACGUAAUCGCAACUUUUAGGAGAUGUUAUUUAAGAUAUGUUUAUUUCUCGAGAAGAUUGAACAACCAAGCGCAAUCAAAAUUUGCACAUACAGUUGAUUGCAAGUUCCUCUUUUCAAAUUUACGAUCUGGCAGUAGUUAUAUUAAUUAAUUUUAUUAAAAGCUUAUUAAAAGAUUUAGGAAGCCUCUUGUAUAUAAAAUGCGAUCGCAAUUAGUUGCGCGAAAUUGAUUGACAAUAUAUACAAACUAAUGAUAAUUAGUUUAAUUUUAUUAUCAAUUUCGCGGAUAUUACGUUUCCUAAUUUAUUGUGAUAUUUUUUAUUUAUUAUUUAAUAGAUACAUUUAAUAUUAUAUAUCACUAGCUUGCUAUUGUCAUAUAGAAAUAUGUAUAUUUUUUCCGUUAAAUUUUUUCGUUAAAAAUAAAUUAUGAUAAAUUAUUUUUAAAAAACUAAUUACUUUAAAAAUUAUUUUUUGUGCGCUAUUGAAUGUAUAACAACGUUUCCCUUUUAGAAUUAUAAACACGAAAAUAUAUAUCAUUGAUAGGAGAAAAUUAUAAAUUAUAAACUUAAAGAUGGAACAAGAUUAUAUGCGUGCGGAGUUUUUAAAUAACAAUGUUUACAUUUAUGACAAUAUUUUAAUUGUAUGCUCUUAUCGUACAAGCAUUUUUGUUAUUACCGUACUAUUUUUCUCAUUUUUUUUUUUAUUAAACGUAGAAAUCUCUAAUUUUUAAGUAAUUAAAUUAUUAAAUUGUAUUAAAUUGUUAAAUUAUUAUUAAAUAUCACCGAAUUGUUGCAGUUUUA
Formica exsecta is the source of this 2050-nucleotide messenger RNA. RefSeq lists its product as uncharacterized. The record is from RefSeq and is a predicted model, not a curated record. NCBI's taxonomy places the organism in Eukaryota, Metazoa, Arthropoda, Insecta, Hymenoptera, Formicidae. Bases 487 to 1254 code for a protein of 255 amino acids. The transcript has a single exon.